Messenger RNA from Scophthalmus maximus (turbot), 2248 nucleotides. Its product is annotated as acidic mammalian chitinase-like. The record is from RefSeq and is a predicted model, not a curated record. The transcript has 11 exons. Lineage: Eukaryota; Metazoa; Chordata; Actinopteri; Pleuronectiformes; Scophthalmidae. Gene Ontology annotation, cellular component: extracellular region. The coding region runs from base 100 to 1545 and encodes 481 amino acids. Gene Ontology annotation, biological process: chitin catabolic process; carbohydrate metabolic process. Gene Ontology annotation, molecular function: chitinase activity; chitin binding.
GUUAAUGAUUAUCACUGUGUUUGUAGAUGACAUCGGCAAAGAAAAGUAUUUAGGUUCUCCAACUUUUGACUUUGCAACAGCUCAUCCCAGCCAGUCACCAUGAGCAAGCUGACUGCACUCGCAGGUCUCUGUCUGUCCCUUGGCAGUUUGGUCUCGGCCUCCAGACUGGUGUGUUAUUUCACCAACUGGUCCCAGUACAGACCCGGCAACGGGAAGUUCGUGCCUUCAAAUAUUGAUCCAAACCUGUGCACCCACCUGAUCUAUGCCUUCUCUGGAAUCAAUGAGGCAAAUGAGUUGGUCUCCAUAGAAUGGAAUGAUGAGGAACUCUACAAAUCAUUUAAUGGACUCAAACAGCGGAAUCCAAAUCUUAAAACACUGUUGGCAGUUGGAGGCUGGAGCUUCGGAUCACCAAAAUUUACCACGAUGGUGUCAACACAAGCAAACAGAAAUACAUUCAUCCAGUCUUCCAUCAAACUGCUGAGAAAACAUGGUUUUGAUGGAUUAGACCUGGACUGGGAAUAUCCCGCUGCAAGAGGAAGUCCUCUAGAGGACCGGCAGAGAUUCACGGUGUUGUGCAAGGAACUCCUCGAGGCCUACGAGGCCGAGGGAACUGCGACGGGCAAACCCAGAUUAAUCAUCUCUGCGGCUGUGGCUGCUGGGAAAGGAACCAUUGAUGCUGCUUAUGAAAUUGCAGAGAUGGCGAAGUACCUGGAUUUUAUCAAUGUGAUGACGUAUGAUUUCCACGGCACCUGGGAGAGUGUGACCGGACACAACAGCCCGUUAUUCAAAGGAUCCCAUGACACCGGCGACCAAGUUUACUUUAAUACUGACUUUUCCAUGAGGUACUGGCGGGACAAGGGAACACCUGCGGAAAAGCUAAAUAUGGGAUUUGCCACAUAUGGACGAACUUUUCGACUGUCCACGCAGGCCAGCGGGGUCGGAGCACCAGCCAGUGGUCCCGCAGCGGCUGGAGUCUUUACCAGGGAGGCCGGCUUCUGGUCCUAUUACGAGAUUUGCACUUUUCUUCAAGGGGCCAGUGUCGAGUUGAUCCAGGACCAGAAAGUUCCCUAUGCCGUCAAAAACAGCGAGUGGGUCGGAUAUGACAACAAAGAAAGUUUUGAGACUAAGGUCCGUUACCUAAAGGACAACAGCUUUGGAGGAGCGUUCGUCUGGGCUCUGGACCUGGACGACUUUGAUGGACAGUUCUGUGGACAAGGACGUUACGUCCUCAUCAGCUAUCUUCGCUCUCUUUUGGGUUCAGAUCUUCCUCCUCUUCCCGCUACAGAAACCCCGUCGAUAAAAGUGACCACGACCGGGGACCAACCACACGGGACAGUUCCUCCCAGACCUUUAAUCCCCACACCCCCCACAAGUCCAGAAAACUUCUGUGCUACAAAGACUGGGGGCGUUUAUGCCAAACCAGAUGCGCCAGGUUCUUUUUACAGCUGUGCCAACGGCAUCACCUGGAUCCUCAACUGCCCCACUAAUUUAGUCUUUCGCGAUAGCUGCAAAUGCUGUGACUGGCCCGAGCAGCUCGCACAUUGAUAAACGUCCAACAUGCUGUGGUGAUUAACAGUGAAGUUCAAAAAUAAAUGAAUUAAAAAUCAGACAGAAACAUCUCAGCAUGACAUUUAAAGAAGAAGCUGUAAUGUUCUCACUCAGUCAGCAGGUAGUGCUCUGGGAUCUGUGCUGAACACAGUUUAACGACGAGGUCAAGUGAUUCCACACUUACACUCAACUCUAUAACUCGUGUGUGUGUCCUGUGUCUCACUACGCGUCUGGAGUCCGUGGUUUUACUUCCGCCCAUCAGGGGCCAUCGUCGUCCUUUGCAUUAAUUCUUUUUUUUUUUACCAGAACAUAUCGUGUGUGAUAUUGAGGAGAUUAGGGGCAAGUGUAAAGAAAAAUGGUCUGUUGACAUAUACAACAAUCACAAGCUUAUUGUCUCAUGAAUAAUAGUUAAAAAAUGUAUGUGAAGUAUAAUUUAAACAAAAAUUGAAAUCAGUUUAUUGAAAUUCAGAAUGAUGGUUAUUAUUAUUUCUUUUUUAAAUUGUUAUGUCAAUGAGGACUGACCUUUUAGUAAAAUGUCAGGGACUGAUGAUUCGUCUAGUUUGCAGGUUAUGGCUUAAUGGGAGCAGGAAGUUCAAAUAUUUGGGGAAUCUUUGAAAUCCGUAUGUAACAGCUUUUGUUUAUUUGACUCCUAACACAGUUGCGUCCUAAUGUAAAUAAAUGAAUAUUUAUGUCCACCACA